This is a messenger RNA of Nicotiana tabacum (common tobacco), 999 nucleotides long. RefSeq lists its product as uncharacterized. Gene Ontology annotation, biological process: regulation of secondary shoot formation. Lineage: Eukaryota; Viridiplantae; Streptophyta; Magnoliopsida; Solanales; Solanaceae. Gene Ontology annotation, cellular component: nucleus. Gene Ontology annotation, molecular function: sequence-specific DNA binding; DNA-binding transcription factor activity. The record is from RefSeq and is a predicted model, not a curated record.
AUGUUCCCUUCUGGAAACAGUAGUGGGAACCCUAUUCUCCGGUGUUCAAUACCAUCUUUUUGCAGCUCUAAUUCUUCCUUUCUUGGCAUUAAUGGCAACCAAAUACUCCUUCAUCAACACCAAGAUCAACUCUCUACUCAUUACUUAGCCGCUAAUAAUGGUCACUUAAUCGACAACAACAGCUCGGUGAUGUUUGCAAACAAUGUCAUCCACAACAAGUCAAAUAAUCAGGAAAUUUGCUAUCCUUUAAAUACGAUGAUGAAGAAACCUAUGAAAAAAGAUAGACACAGUAAAAUUUUGACAUCACAAGGUCAUAGGGAUCGGAGGGUGAGAUUGUCCAUUGGGGUUGCUCGUAAGUUCUUUGAUCUACAAGAUAUGCUUGGUUUUGACAAACCAAGUAAAACCCUUGAUUGGCUAUUCACAAAGUCCAAAUUAGCCAUUGAAGAGCUGACUACUGCUCAGAUCAAAAUCACCAGCCCUAAUGAGUCGUCAGCAGCAAAGAAAAGUCCUUCAUCUAUUAAUUCAGAAUGUGAGGACGUUGUUCUUGCAAGAGCAAAACAAGAGGAGGCUAUACUUAAUUUGGUUGCGAGAGAGUCAAGGGCAAAGGCUAGAGCAAGAGCUAGGGAAAGAACAAUCAAGAAAAUCUGGGCCCAAAUUGAAGCCAAACUUAACUCAUCAUCAGUAGUAAAGGAGCAGACUAAGAUUGAUGAAAUUAAAGAAAUGAUUCACGGAUCUGUACUUGUGGAAAGGAAGAAUAUCAAGUCUUCUUCCUCAACUUUGGGUUUUCAUCACCCGAAUCUCAGUGGUACUGAAGAGGCUGCAGCUAAUUCGAACUACAAUAGCUCCUCUUCUAGUACCCGAAAUUGGGAUCAUGAUGUUAAUCGAACAAUAUUGAACUCCAGCUUAACUGCAGUUAUGGCUACAAUAAGUACCUCAUCGCAAGUCGUUCAAGGUAGCGAUCAGAAAGAAUGGGACUCAUAUCACUGCAGCCAAAUCUAA